AUGCUCAAGUCGCUCGUUCUUCUCUCCGUUCUCGCCAUCGGUGCGACCGCCCAGUUCGAGGGCAUCGACGGCCUGACCGCCCUGCCCAAGGAGUGCGAGUCGCAGUGCGCCGCCGUCGAGGCUGUUGCGCCCCAGUGCGUCAACAUGGACAACAAGUGUCUCGAAGCUGUCUGCGCGCCCUGUCUCGACUGCGCCAAGAUGGGCGCCAUGUACGACACCCUCGUCCAGUCGUGCCAGUACCUCGGUCUCGGCGGCGGUGGCGCCUCGGGAUCGGCCAGCGGCAGUGCUGGUGUGUCGUCCGCGUCCCCCCUCCUCCCUGGCGCCGACGCCGACAACUCGGGCGCUGCCGGCCUCGUUGCUUCGGCUGCUGGUAUCGGUGCCGCCGCUCUCCUCGCGGCGUGCUUCUAA
Molecule: messenger RNA, 408 nt
Organism: Trichosporon asahii var. asahii CBS 2479
Lineage: Eukaryota; Fungi; Basidiomycota; Tremellomycetes; Trichosporonales; Trichosporonaceae
Exons: 4
Coding region: 1-408 (135 amino acids)
Source: RefSeq, a predicted model, not a curated record